UCUGGAGUGCCUACUUCCAUGUACAACAUACUUUUAUAGCUGCUUCUAAAACAAAUAUAUACUUUUACAGUUAUAUACUUCAUGGCUGGUGUAAGAAGUCAUUUCACUAUAGAAAUGGCUCUAGUUGGGCUUCUCAUAUUGGCUAUCCUGGAUUUCACAGUGGCUCAGACAGGAGUUUGUUAUGGAAGGCUCGGGAACGCAUUGCCACCUCCAUCAGAAGUCGUAGCUCUAUACAAACAGAAUGGCAUCCGAAGAAUGCGAAUCUACGACCCAUACCAGCCUACUCUUCAGGCUCUUGGAGGCUCCAACAUUGAGCUCAUGCUAGGUGUUCCAAACUCUGACCUUCAGAGACUUGCUGCUAACCAAAAUAAUGCAAAUACUUGGGUUCAAAACAAUGUAAGAAACUAUCCUAAUGUCAAGUUUAGAUACAUUGCAGUUGGAAAUGAAGUGAGUCCUUUGAAAAGUGACACAUCUCAGUUUGUACAAUAUGUCCUCCCUGCCAUGAGAAAUAUUCAAACUGCAAUUUCUGCAGCGGGACUUGGGAACCAGAUUAAGGUUUCUACUUCUAUUGAAACUGGCGUACUCGGAAAUUCUUAUCCUCCAUCAGCUGGUGUAUUUCGAUCUGAAGUUCAACAAUAUCUUGGAGGGAUCAUUCAGUUCUUGGUAAACAACAGAGCCCCUUUACUUGUCAACAUAUACCCGUAUUUUUCACGCGUUGGUAAUCCGCAACAGAUAAGUCUUCAAUACGCUCUUUUUACGUCUUCUGGAAUUGUAACACCUGAUGGAACACGGUACCAGAAUCUUUUCGACGCCAUAUUAGAUGCCGUAUAUGCAGCACUUGAUAAGGCUGGUGGCUCAUCUGUGGAAAUUGUUGUGUCGGAGAGCGGUUGGCCUUCGGCUGGAGGACAAGACACGUCCAUUGAUAAUGCAAGGACCUAUAAUACGAAUUUGGUGAAAAGUGUAAAGACAGGAACCCCAAAAAGGCCUGGAAGAGCUAUAGAAACUUACAUUUUUGCUAUGUUUGACGAAAAUCAGAAGAGCCCUGAAUAUGAGAAAUUUUUCGGGCUCUUCCGACCCAAUAAACAACCUAAGUACCCAAUCAGCUUUAACUAGUUAUGGAUAACAAGUUUAUCACAGAGGACAAUGCUCCAGAACUGGUACUUUAUAAGUUCUAAAUAAGGGUUCUUCUAGCGUAUUUGACAAGCAAUAAAGAGCAAUGUGCAUAGCCAAUUACAAUGGCAAUAUAAAAGGAAAUAAAUCAAAAGUGGACUACUUUUCCAUUUUUUGUUGA
Molecule: messenger RNA, 1291 nt
Organism: Olea europaea var. sylvestris
Lineage: Eukaryota; Viridiplantae; Streptophyta; Magnoliopsida; Lamiales; Oleaceae
Product: glucan endo-1,3-beta-glucosidase, acidic-like
Exons: 2
Coding region: 82-1113 (343 amino acids)
Biological process (GO): carbohydrate metabolic process
Cellular component (GO): plasma membrane
Molecular function (GO): hydrolase activity, hydrolyzing O-glycosyl compounds
Source: RefSeq, a predicted model, not a curated record